AUUACCGGCUCUUGAAUAGAACUGCAUUUUUGAUCUCACCUCUGUAACCGGAAACACACAAGACUUUUAUCACCCACACGACAAAGCCUCAUCAAACAAUGCUGUGAAUGAACGCAAUGUGAUCUAAUAAUACCACAAAGCUGGUGUGAUAAAUUGCAUUUGUUAUACCUGUCACGCAAAUUAUCUGAAAAACACAAGGACUGCAGUCUAGAAAAAAAAGCAGUCAAAGCGACGUGGAAAUGAGAUUGCUGCUUGAUUUAUGAUGAACGAUCCGUGCAAAAGAUUCCAAUUGGAUUCAAUUUAAUUAGAUAUGGUUCUAUUCAAUUAAAACAAAUACUUCAAUGCGAAACAUAUCUAUACCAGUAAAAAUCAAUUUUGUUUGCGUUGCGACGUCAAAAUAUAGUCCUUUCACCAACUGUGUUAGGAAAUAUUAAAUUUAAUUCGAUUCAUUAUAUUGAUACACAGUACUAUACGGUUCUAAAGGAAACCUCAGAAUAAAAUCAAUUUUGUUUGUGUUGUGACGACAAGAGAGCCCUCUAACCAACUGUGUAAGGAAAUAUUAAAUUCUGAUCUGGAAAAAUACAUAAUUACAAACUGUGUGCUAUAGAAAGAACGGGUUGAUUCUGAUCAUAUCUAGAUUGAUAGGGAAAUUAAUAGCGUGACACCAGUAAUAGAGUCUAAUUUAAUAAUAGACAGAUCGUCAACAGUGUCUCGGACCCAGGCUAAUCUCGGCUAACUUACGGCUGAUAGUUGGUGAUCCGUUAAAUGUCUGGAAUCGCUUCGAGUGCAUGUUAUAUUGUAUUGUUCAAUUUUUUCACGAUAUUUAAAUAAGAGUUGAUGCUGGUGUCUCCACUCAUUAAAAUAACUUGCAUACAGCCAUUGAACUACGACUGAUUCUGCGUCGUUAGGGUAUAUACAGUCAUUGUUGAUUGAACAGCGACAAUAGCAUACGCAGUAAAUGAAAGCUGGUUGUAUUACUUGCUACUUAAAAAAAACAGCUUAAUUAGUUUUAGAUUUUUUUCGACAUUGUUUCUCAAAUAGCAUAUAUUCUAAUUAUAUUGCUAAUCUUGGUCGCUUAGCAUAUUGGUUCGUGACUUGUUUUGCUCAGUGUGCAAUAGCUAGCGGCACGGUACUGUUGGAAGUUAAAAGAUACAAAACCCACUCAAUCGCGAAAACCGGAACUGCAUAUGAAAUGGUCCGCCUUGAUUCCACUAAUUAAACAAAGUGUUUAAACAUUACAUGUCACUGAAGGCUCCCCAAAGUGUGUUUAAACAAGGGAAACGUGACAGGAAAAAAUCAAAGGAAUCAAUCUUGUAAAGAACUAAACCAAACAAAGUGCGGUGUUUCCAGAUUCGGGCGGAAAAUCCAGUUAGGAAGAAACUUUGUUAUAGCUUUUUAACUUAAGCGCAGUGUUUCCAGACUCCAGUUAGAAAGAAGCGCUGUUAUAGUUUUUUUUUUAAAAUUAAGCGCAGAGUUUCCAGAUUCGGACGAAAGAAACAUCAUUUUAAACCACUAACCAAUUGCUGGUAAGCCCAUAUAUUCUUGGAAUAUUGACAUAGUUUUUAAUGACUUAACGGUUCACAGCAGGUGAUUCUCCAUAUUAGAUUUAUUGGAUUGCACAAUAUAAGUAUGUUAUAAAAAGAGUGAACAAAACAUGGCGUUAAAUACAAGCAUAGAAAACUUGACACUCAAUUCCUCACGUAACAAUACCAAUAUAGACUCAUUUCCGUUUAAUGCUGCGGGAUUACCGGAAGUAAUCGGAUUCAGUGUUUUAUUCUUAGUGAUAGGUAUCAUAGGAAUUAUUGGUAAUAUUCUUGUGAUUUACACAGUUAUAAGUGACAAGAAAAUGCGGUCAUCUGCCACCAAUUUACUUAUCACAAACUUGGCGUUUGCUGACCUGAUCAUUAUGAUAUUUGGAAUACCGGAAAUAGUCCAAUUCAUGAUAAAUAAGGGCUGGGUAAUGGAUCUAUUGUCAUGUAAAAUAAAUCGCUUUAUCCUGGUAUCCAGUCUUUAUGCUUCAGUGUUCACUCUGGUCUCUAUUUGCAUAGAAAGGUAUGUUGGAAUAAUCCAUCCAAUCAAAGCCUACAUCCUGUGCAACCGGAAGAGGAUAACAAUAGCUAUUGGUUUAGUAUGGCCUUUAUCCUGUUUACUCGGAACACCAACGUUAGCCUUUAAUGAAAUCCAACCUGGACGACCUAAAGUGACGUCACUGAACUUUUGCGUGUUGUCGUUUCCGUCCUACCAUGAGACAUAUUAUCUGGUUUUUAAAUUUAGUGAAUUUGUGGUUUUUUAUUUGGGGCCUUUGGUUGUACAAGUUAUACUGUACACCAUUGUAUCGAAGCAUUUGUUUAACCGUUCCGAGGAACUACAUAGAAGAUUGCACGUGCUAGAUGACAAAGGAUCCGCGAAGGAAAUUUCAUCGGAGGCGGUACAGGCCCGUCGUGGUGUUGUCAAGAUGCUUAUUUUAAGUGUUAUUGUUUAUUUCGUCAGUUAUUCCCCUCAUCAAAUCCUGUUAUUCUAUCACGCAUUUCGACCUCGGGCGUUUCAAGAUCAUUGGAGCAUCCAGGUGUUAGUGAUGAUAGUAGCGUAUAUCAACUCGGCCGUCAAUCCCCUGUUUUACAGUGUCUUCAGUCAGAACUUCAGAAGAGGUUUUAAAGGUGUUUUAUGUUCCCGUAGCCAUUGUAAUACGUCAUCACGAUUACCACCCAAUCAUGCCCAAUGUAAAUUUGGUAAAAUGACGAGUGUUAACACGACGGAAUUUUAGUUCAGAUUUAAUUGACUUCAAAAAGGAGCGUGGUGACCGCUGAUUUUUCACGUGGAACAAGAUCCCAUCAGGGCAUUAUACACAUCCAAUAUGCAUAAAGGAUGAUCCGUGGGUUCUUUGUGUGAAAUUAUGUGCUCUGUGGGACAUGCUAGACAAUAAUUGAGCAGGAAACUAAUAAUAAUUAUGAACACUCAUCUGUUUAUACAGGAGAACGCUAGAUCGAAGACGGUCUAGCACAAAUGACGUCAUAUGUGGAUUGUGGUUUAGCGUUAGAAUAAUGCUUAGGCCUGCGUCUAGGGGUGGGGUUAUGUUUGGCGCUAGCCCUGUUUAUUUAUAUCCCGAGAUCUUGGCGAAAUCUGCAGCCCUAACCCUUCCUAGCCCAUACUUCACAUAUGACGUCAGAUGUUCUAGACCGUCUCCAAUCUUGCGUUCUCCGAUCAUACAACAGGAGGCUGGGUAGCCGAAAGGUUAACGCGUGUGCCGUGUUUCAUAAGGUAUUUUAUUGAGUCAAGCGUUGUGGGUUUGAUUCCCCGCUUGUACAUGACAAGGAGUAGGGUUGCCUGUUCAACCUCGCGGAUUUUCUCUGGGUCCUGCGGUUUCCUCCCACUGCUAAAGACCCCUACGCGCAAGCGAGUUAUUGAAAUAAAAUUAAACCAUGAGUUAAUCCCGAAAUGACCUAAUUUGUUUAUCUGUAUUGGGUCUAUCCUCAACUCAACUACAAGGUAACAAUCGAGUCAUAACAAUCGUUUUAACGUCGUAAAUUAACUCCGUUGUUGGGUAUAUUUUUGUUAGAUUUGUUUCCAACUUUCCAAUCAAUUCUACUAUUUACGUGUCAUUUAUUAUCUGCUUUGUAACAUUUGAACGCAUGGCGUAACUUCGUAGAGUAUUGCAGCUAAUGUGUAUUAAUCUUGUUAGAUUUGUUGACAACCAGUUCUUGUUUUAUUUCUUUUGUCAACAUUGAACACAUAGAGUGAUAUAUUGUAACAAUUGUCAAGCAGAUAAGCCAGUUUUAACUUCGUAACUAAACUUAUCUAAUGAGUGUAGUUUGCUUUACUAUAAAUCUUCAUAGCCUUUGUUUUAGAGUAAAACCAGAAUGUGAAAGUACACAAACGGCUUAUUUUUUAAAUCCAAUAACCAAUAAUCCCG
Patella vulgata (common limpet) is the source of this 3910-nucleotide messenger RNA. Its product is annotated as neuropeptide receptor 15. Bases 1655 to 2764 code for a protein of 369 amino acids. Gene Ontology annotation, biological process: G protein-coupled receptor signaling pathway. Gene Ontology annotation, cellular component: membrane. The record is from RefSeq and is a predicted model, not a curated record. Gene Ontology annotation, molecular function: G protein-coupled receptor activity. The transcript is spliced from 2 exons. NCBI's taxonomy places the organism in Eukaryota, Metazoa, Mollusca, Gastropoda, Patellidae.